This is a messenger RNA of Vigna radiata var. radiata (mung bean), 2140 nucleotides long. Its product is annotated as berberine bridge enzyme-like 8. NCBI's taxonomy places the organism in Eukaryota, Viridiplantae, Streptophyta, Magnoliopsida, Fabales, Fabaceae. The transcript has a single exon. Gene Ontology annotation, molecular function: oxidoreductase activity; FAD binding. The record is from RefSeq and is a predicted model, not a curated record. Bases 131 to 1855 code for a protein of 574 amino acids.
GUGACAUCGCUUUCGAUAAACAAAUGUAUCAGUUUCUCGCUGUGUUUGUAUGUACCAUUUAAGCAUAUUUGUGAAGACGGAAUUACAACCCGCAAUUCCUUUCUUCAUGGUUGAAGGGUUCUAGCUUUCUAUGUUCAUGUCUGUUGCCAACGUAGUAGUCUCAACCUCUAAAAUGAAACUGCUUUCUUCUAGAACACUACUUGCAAUUGUUCUCUGGCUUUCUCUUCUUUGUUCAUAUUUUGCUCCAAAUUCAGCUGACAACACUUUUGUUCACUGCCUUGUGAAUCAAUCUGAGUCAUCUCACCCCAUAUCUUCAGCUAUUUUCUCACAGAACAGUUCUUCAUUCUCUUCGGUUUUGCAAGCUUACAUCAGAAACCUUCGUUUCAACACCUCCACAACCCCUAAGCCAUUCCUCAUUGUCACCCCAUUUGAUGUUUCCCAUGUCAAAGCAGCAGUUAUUUGUGCUAAAAAACACAACUUGUUGAUGAAAAUUCGCAGUGGUGGCCAUGACUAUGAAGGGGUGUCUUACGUGUCUUCACAGCCAUUCUUCCUCCUUGACAUGUUCAAUCUCCGAUCUAUCGAGAUUGACGUUGAAUCUGAGAGCGCCUGGGUCCAAGCUGGUGCAACGCUUGGCGAAGUUUAUUAUAGAAUUGCUGAGAAGAGUAAAACUCAUGGUUUCCCAGCAGGGGUUUGUCCCACUGUUGGAGUGGGUGGUCAUAUUAGCGGUGGUGGUUAUGGAAAUCUCAUGAGAAAAUAUGGCACUGCAGUGGACAAUGUUGUUGACGCACAAAUAGUGGAUGCUCAAGGUAGAUUCCUUGAUAGAAGAACCAUGGGUGAAGAUCUCUUCUGGGCUGUUAAAGGUGGUGGUGGAGGUAGCUUUGGUGUGAUACUUGCCUACAAAAUAAAACUAGUUCGAAUUCCUGAGAAGGUAACUGUUUUCAAAGUAGGCAAAACCUUGGAGCAAAAUGCCACCAACAUAGUUUACAAUUGGCAGCAUGCUGCUCCUAGCAUUGACAAUAACCUUUUCAUUAGGCUCAUCUUGGAGGUGGUAAACGGUGCAGAAGUUGGAACAAAGACUGUGAGAGCUACCUUCAUAGCCCUCUUCCUUGGUGACUCCAAAAGCCUUGUUUCUGUCAUGAAGGACAAGUUUCCUCAAUUGGGUUUGAAGCAAUCAGAUUGCAUGGAAACAAGCUGGCUUCAAUCUGUGAUGUUUUGGGACAACAUAGACAUUGCAACCCCAGUUGAGAUUUUGCUUGAGAGACAAUCUCAGUCUUUGAAGUACCUGAAAAGGAAAUCUGACUAUGUGAAGAAGCCAAUUUCCAAGGAGGGUUGGGAGGGGAUUUGGAAGAAGAUGAUUGAGUUGGAAAAAUCAGUGAUGUUUUUCAAUCCUUAUGGUGGAAGAAUGGCUGAGAUUCCAUCAACAGAAACUCCUCUCCCUCACCGAGCUGGUAACCUAUGGAAGAUCCAAUACCAAGCAAAUUGGUUUGAGGCAGGGGAAGAGGUAGCACAACACAACAUAAACCUGCUAAGAGAACUUUACAAAUACAUGACACCCUUUGUCUCCCAAAACCCAAGACAAGCUUUCAUGUGUUACAAGGACUUGGAUUUGGGCAUCAAUCACCACGGUUUUCUUGGCUACCUUAAAGGAAGAGUUUAUGGAGUUCAAUAUUUCCACGAUAACUUCAAAAGAUUGGUUGAAAUAAAGAGCAAGGUUGAUCCUACCAAUUUCUUCAGAACUGAACAAAGCAUCCCGGUACUUAGCUAUAUGGAAUUCAGAAGAUUGAUUACUGGAAAAUCUAUACUUUCAGUUUUGUUCGGCUUGUUUGCAAUACAUUGGAUUCGUAACCUCAAGUAACACAUGCACCCACCAGAUUUCACUUGUAAUUGUUUACUUUAUGUAUAUAUUUUAUCUUCUGAACAAUAAUGUGGUAUCAGUGAAGAACUUGAACUCAAUCUUGAAAAACUUGUUAUUGGAAGUAAUACUAAGAGGAUUGUUCAUGUUUUACUGAAGCCGCUGCUGAUGUUUACUAGGAGUGUGGUGAAAGAGAAUAUGCUUCAUUAGGUUGAAAAUGAUAUUGUUGAUAAUGUUUUUACCAUAAAUAAAGUCUGUUGUUAGCCAGCUGUUAUCAUAAAUUUAAGG